AUGGUAGAGGGAAAAAGUCCCCGGCUGAGGAAUGUGUCUUCGGGGGAUGCUGGCGCAGAAUUUCCCCCUUUCCCUUGGACAGUUGCUUUAUUGGCCAGCAUCCUCAUUACCACGAUCGUAGUAGAUAUUUUGGGCAAUCUACUAGUUAUCUUCUCCGUCUUCAGAAACAAGAAGCUCAGGAAAGCAGGAAAUGCUUUUGUUGUCAGUCUGGCAGUAGCAGACUUGUUGGUGGCUGUCUACCCCUACCCGCUGGUUCUGACGGCCAUCUUCCAUGAUGGCUGGAUCCUGGGCUACAUCCACUGCCAGAUCAGUGGCUUUCUUAUGGGCUUGAGUGUGAUCGGCUCCAUCUUCAACAUCACCGGCAUUGCCAUCAACCGCUACUGCUACAUCUGCCACAGCCUCAAGUACGACAGACUCUUCUCCAACAGGAACACUGUGUGCUACGUGGCCCUGGCGUGGGUGCUCACCGCGCUCGCCAUUGCCCCCAACUGGUUCAUGGAGUCACUGCAGUACGACCCGAGGGUGUACUCCUGUACCUUCGCCCAGUCGGUCAGCUCUCUCUACACCAUUGCAGUGGUGGUGAUCCACUUCAUCUUGCCCAUUGGCAUUGUCACAUACUGCUACCUGCGCAUCUGGGUUCUGGUCAUCCAGGUGCGUAGACGGGUCAAGCCUGACCACCGGCCCAAGAUCAAACCUCACGACUUCCGCAACUUCCUCACCAUGUUCGUGGUGUUCGUGCUGUUUGCUGUCUGCUGGGCGCCCCUGAACUUCAUCGGCCUGGCGGUGGCUGUCAACCCACGGCUGGGCCUAGCAAUCCCGGAGUGGCUGUUCACCGGCAGCUACUUCAUGGCCUACUUCAACAGCUGCCUCAACGCGGUCGUCUAUGGGGUCCUCAACCACAACUUCCGCAAGGAGUACACGCGCAUCGUGCUGGCCAUUUUCAAGCCCCCCUGCUGA
Molecule: messenger RNA, 957 nt
Organism: Megalops cyprinoides (Indo-Pacific tarpon)
Lineage: Eukaryota; Metazoa; Chordata; Actinopteri; Elopiformes; Megalopidae
Product: melatonin receptor type 1A-like
Exons: 2
Coding region: 1-957 (318 amino acids)
Biological process (GO): G protein-coupled receptor signaling pathway
Cellular component (GO): membrane
Molecular function (GO): melatonin receptor activity
Source: RefSeq, a predicted model, not a curated record